GUGGAAUUCUUUCUCCCUCUUGUCCCUGGAAUGCUGUGAGCGAGUCUGGAAGGAUUUCUUGGACAGACAUUUUUGAUUAAAGCCUGUGUUAAGAAGGCUGGCUCAGGGCAGAUCAACGCCACUCCAAAUCCACUCGGUCAGGAGCAGCAGCAGAAUGGAGUUUCGAGGCGCCUGCUUGCUUCUGUGCCUCUUUUGCCUUGUGCAGGUUACAGUCCAGCAAGCUUCCACAUUCAAGCAAAAGCCAGCGAGCUCCAAGAAAGAUGGUGUGAGCCUCAAAAUGAUUGAAGAUCUUAAGGCUCUGAUUGACAACAUCUCCCAGGAGGUGGCUUUACUGAAAGAAAAGCAAGCACUUCAGACAGUGUGUUUGAAGGGCACUAAAAUUCACCUCAAGUGCUUCCUUGCGUUUUCCGACACCAAGACAUAUCACGAGGCCAGUGAAGACUGCAUCUCCCAAGGCGGCACCCUCAGCACCCCCCAGAACGGGGAUGAAAAUGACGCGCUCUACGAGUACAUGAGGAAGAGCAUUGGGUCAGAAGCAGAUGUCUGGCUCGGCAUCAAUGACCUGGCGGCUGAGGGCAAAUGGGUGGACAUGACAGGCAGCAGCAUCCGCUACCGGAACUGGGAGACUGAGAUCACCACCCAGCCAGAUGGCGGCAAACUGGAGAACUGUGCAGCCUUGUCAGGGGUUGCCAUUGGCAAGUGGUUUGACAAGAGAUGCAAGGAUAAAUUGCCGUACGUGUGUCAGUUCAUGAUUGUGUAACAGCAGGGCUCCUACUGCUGACGUGUAGGCCAGGUU
This is a messenger RNA of Terrapene triunguis (Three-toed box turtle), 796 nucleotides long. Its product is annotated as tetranectin. Lineage: Eukaryota; Metazoa; Chordata; Testudines; Emydidae. The record is from RefSeq and is a predicted model, not a curated record. The transcript has 3 exons. The coding region runs from base 155 to 760 and encodes 201 amino acids.